AACUUUAAUGCAAGAUAUCAGAAAUAAAUGUCCAAAUUGAAUUCAAUUCCGUCUAAUUCCUGCUGAUUAAGACUGGAAAACUACAAAAGACGGACUAAAAUACUGUUCCCUACCCUACCCCCGUACGCUAAAGAAGUUAAACAGCUCCAAGCAACAAACAAUGCUUCAAAAAGAAUUCGAAUUUAUGUAUAUUUUUUUAUAAUUCUUUCAUCUGCAAGAAAUGAAGGAUUAAACAAUAGUUUGCAUACAUGAUAAAUACGUAGAAAUUGGCUACGUGUUACGGUUUGGAAGUCAGCCCUUCCAGCUUCGGGCAGUUAAUGUUGUUGGAUGUAAAAAUUAAUAAUUUGCAAAGCUGAAGAGACAGUCCUGAGAGACCCUGGUACAUUCCAUUUCCAGAACAUCGUUGUCUUUUAUACUAUAUACGAUGGGAUAAUACAGUAGCAUAGACCUUAAAGAUGUCUGCAACAAGAAAAUGGAUUGUCCUUGUUAUAUUUUUAUUUGAAUUUACUACCUCACCAAUUCUGGCUCAAAAAGUAUUUAAGCCAUCUUCUACUCAAGUGAAAGUGAAACAAACUAUAAGUCUGAACCAACCAGGAGUAGCUUCAACCUUCAAAAGAAUUGAGGAAAAUGCUCCAACUCUCAUAAAAUUAUUUCAUGCAAUUUGUGAGGUAUUGUUCGCUGGAUUAUGGAUUCUGGACACAAUUCUAAAUGGGGUUCUGUGGGUUAUGAAUGAAACAGUCAGCUCAUGUGCUGAACUAUGUGUCCGCAUUUUUGGUAUACUCUUCAAUGUUGUGAAACUGCUAGAAGCAUUAGGUUUUGGGGUGAAAUUCUUGCUUGAGUUAAACUAUGCAGUGUUAUCAUAUAUAUUUGAUAUAUUUGGAUGCAUAAGGGAUCAUUUCAAAGAUGGUCUCAUCUUGGUUAGAAUCACGAUAGCAAACCAAACUGAGAAUGUGUAUGAUUCAAGCACUAUGGCAUUAGAAGGUAUACAGUUCCUGUUGGUAUCUGCAUGCAAUAAGACUUUGGUUAACAUUCGGCAUGUCUCCUCAGUUGUAACAACAUGUCUCAAUAACACACUACCAUUUGGUCUAUCAGCUUUGGAUUCAAGUUUGGCUGUAUCAAUGGUUCUUGCAGGGUUGGAAUUCUUUUAUGAAUCUCUUAAAUUGACUGGAGAGCUUCUCAGGGAUGGACAUUUGUUUAUUUUGAACUGCAUUUGUAGCACCUUUGGAACAAUUGGUGCAUGCAUUUUUACUUGUAUAUGUUUUAUACGAGACACUGUUACCCUUGUUUCAACACAGAUUAUCCAUGCUGUGAUCUGGCCUGUCUAUUUCCUGGCUCAUAUAGUAUCAAAUAUCUCAUUUAUGUUGUACUAUUCUUUGGAAGCAUUUGUGAAUUGUCUUGGUGAUCUGGAUACAAGGAUUCGAAAGAUAGUGCAUUCAACAUUUAAGACAAUUGGAUUUGGUACAUCUAACUUUGUUUACACUAUUACUGGAUGGUUAUCAAGUAUUAUUUACAGUAUUAGUGGAUAUUUAUCUGAUAUUGUUUAUAGCAUCAUAGGUGCUAUAUCAACUCUUGUUUCAGGCAUUGUUGGUAUAUAUGAAUACAUCCCAGGUGGAGUUUUUGGAUGCAUCACAUUCAUCUCCCUUUCAAUAAUAAUUUACUUAUGGCAUGAAGAAAUAGCAUCUCUCUUAGUUUCAUCCUGGAUAAGUUUAAGAAGAAUGAAUGAAAACCACCAUAUUGACAAUGAUCAGCUGUUUCAUAAUGAACAACUAUUUGAAGCUCAAGAAAGGGAAUUUCCAAACACCCAAGGACCAUCUUCAGAUAAACACAUACCACAAAACCAAACUAAGUUAAAAUAUGAACUAGAACUUGAAAAGGACAAACGAUUGUGUGUGAUAUGUCAAGACAAUUUUAAAAACAUCUUACUAAUGCCGUGUCGACAUGUUUGCCUGUGUCGACAAUGUUUACAACAGAUAAUAGAAGGCCAUAUUCAAUUAGCACAAUGUCCAUUAUGCAGAACAUACAUACAGUCAACUAUGGAAGUAUUUAUAUAGUGAUUCUUUGUACAAUACAUCAAUUGAUAUUUUACAUUACACUUUGUAUAUAGCAGUUUUAUACUUUGUACAGUAAAUAUUGCAUUAAUAAAAGUAAAAUA
Dendronephthya gigantea is the source of this 2152-nucleotide messenger RNA. RefSeq lists its product as uncharacterized. The coding region runs from base 456 to 2051 and encodes 531 amino acids. The record is from RefSeq and is a predicted model, not a curated record. Gene Ontology annotation, molecular function: ubiquitin protein ligase activity. Gene Ontology annotation, biological process: protein ubiquitination; ubiquitin-dependent protein catabolic process. The transcript has a single exon. NCBI's taxonomy places the organism in Eukaryota, Metazoa, Cnidaria, Anthozoa, Malacalcyonacea, Nephtheidae.